AUGUCAUAUUCGAAACUAGUGGAAUCUCUUGACAAAGAAACAAUCCUUCAAAAGUGGGAUGAUAUCACCCCUUUGUCCAAAAUUUCAGGAGUCCCAACUUCGUCGGAUGAGCUUGGAGAAGACGCUGUUUUCGAAGGUCAUGAUGAGGAACAGGUCAAAUUAAUGGAAGAACUCUGUAUUGUCCUUGAUUUCCACGACAAGCCUGUUGGCGCAGGCACCAAAAAAUUAUGCCACUUGAUGGAAAAUAUCGAAGAGGGCUUGUUACAUAGAGCGUUCUCCGUGUUUUUUUUCAAUGAGAAGAACGAACUUCUAUUACAGCAAAGAGCGGACGAAAAGAUUACUUUUCCGAACAUGUGGACCAACACAUGUUGCUCACAUCCACUUUGCAUCCCCUCAGAAUUGGGGAUCACCCUGGAGGGGGUGGAAGCCGACAAAGAUAACUUAGACACCGCCAUCGCUGGGGCUAAGGUUGCUGCCCAAAGAAAGCUUUUUCACGAACUUGGCAUCCCUCCAGAAGACUGUCCGCUCUCAGACUUUGAGUACUUAACGAGGAUUCACUACAAGUCGGCAAGCGCGUUGGGUUCUAAAUGGGGAGAACACGAGAUAGACUAUAUUCUCGUAAUAAAAGGAAAAGGGAGUAUCACAGUCGAGCCUAACUACAACGAAGUGAAAGACUAUAAAUAUGUCAGCGCUGCAACGCUUCAAGAUAUGUUCAGGGAUGAGAACCUCGUUAUGAACAGACACAUCACAGCCAUAUCUCGGCGUCUUUACGCAACUUCAGAAAUUGCGACAAGACCGAGGAGGCGUAAGACGCAUUUCUCUGAUACCUUGAACAAAGGCCCCUCGUUCGAUGACUUUGUUUCAGGUAAGGCGUCACAAAUGAUGGUUGAUCCGCUAGAAGCGGCCAGAAUGGAUCCGGAACAAAAGUUACCAAAAUGGCUUAAGGUACCUAUACCCAAGGGAAAAUCCUUUCUGAAUGUGAAGAAAGAUGUGAGAGAGCUCAAACUAGCAACUGUAUGUGAGGAAGCAAAAUGUCCCAAUAUUGGGGAAUGUUGGGGUGGUAAAAAAUCGGAGGCCACGGCUACAAUUAUGCUUUUGGGGGACACAUGUACUAGAGGUUGUCGUUUCUGCUCAGUUAAAACAGACAGAAACCCCUCAAAGCCCGAUCCGAACGAGCCCGAGAAUACUGCUGAGGCUAUCAGCAGAUGGGGAUUGGGCUACGUCGUCCUUACAACUGUGGAUAGGGAUGAUCUUGUUGAUGGAGGCGCAAAUCAUCUCGCAGAAACAGUGAGAAGAAUUAAAGAGAAAGCACCUCAUAUUUUGGUGGAGGUCUUGGGUGGUGAUUUCCGAGGAGAUCUCAAGAGCUGCGACAUACUUGCAACAUCCGGUUUAGAUGUUUACGCUCACAAUCUAGAAACGGUCGAAGCUUUGACUCCUCAUGUCAGAGACCGGAGGGCUACUUACAGACAGUCCCUUUCGAUUUUGAGAAGAGCGAAAGAACUGAAACCGUCUUUAGUCACAAAAACGUCAUUGAUGUUAGGGUUCGGUGAAACUGACGAAAUGGUAAUGCAGACCUUAAAAGAUUUGCGUGCUGUGGGAUGCGAUGUUGUCACAUUCGGGCAAUACAUGCGCCCUACAAGGAGACAUAUGAAAGUGGUGGACUACGUACGGCCAGAAAAGUUUGAGUACUGGAAGAAAACUGCCUUGGAAUUGGGCUUCUUAUACGUGGCUAGUGGACCCUUGGUUAGGUCGUCUUACAAAGCAGGCGAGGCGUACAUUGAAAACGUUCUCCGCAAUCGUAAACAUAAUGUCGGCGAAAAUGAUAAGUCCGAGGAUCUCGAAGAUUCGUUUAUCACUCAAUUUGAGACGACUUUGAGUAUUCGUCCUUCUAACGACCUUUUUGCGGAAGACAUCACUAUAGAUCAAAGCUAUUUUGUUAAUGGCUCCAAAUCUAGCCCAAGAACGAGUUCUGAGGCAUUGGGGUCCAUCAAAGAGCAACAAAAAGAGCCCUAUGCGAAGCAACAUAAUCAUAAACAAUCGGAGAGAACUCUAAAUACUGAUGGCUCUUUCGUAGCUCCCAGCGAUAGUGUUAUCAGCAAGGAACUUUUGAACUCUUGCCCAGAAUUGGAAUCUAUACUUGAGCCGUCUCCUCUUAUAGAUCUACAGUUAUUAAAGUUUCGAAGAACUUUUGCAGAAUUUAUUAGUGCCAAUCCGCAGAUUGAACAGCAAAGCCCUCGGUUCGUCAAGAGCAGUGAUCAAACACUCGUGUUACUUUCGCCAUUCUCAACGGAGCAUAGCUUUGGGCGCUCAUGGGUCCUGAAAUCUUAUUUGUCGACCAUUUUUGAAAGACCUCAACGACUUCUUGCCUCUUGCAUUGGAGUUGCAGCUGCUCUUUCUAUGUAUCCGUUCUUUUACUCGAUACAGAAUUCGGAUCGAAGAAGUUCCAUAUUUUCUAAGCAUGUGACCAAAGUUCAUGGGAAGAACUGGCCCAAGCUUUUGUUCAAUCUUUGUCUUGGCUCUCAUGAAAAAUUGAGCAAAGGAGAACUCGAAGUCCCUCCUGACUGGAACCCUGGGGACAUAUACUUAACACCAAAAAGUAUCACGGCUUUAGAAGGUGUCAUAGGAACUAUUGAAACAGCAGUGGAUGCUCUUUUUGGAACAGGUAGAGAUGUCGAGAAACAUAAAUUAGCAUUCGUUGUUCUCCGACCACCAGGACAUCAUUCCCAUGCCUGUCUCCCAAGCGGAUUUUGUGUACUCAACAAUGCUCAAAUCGGAGUUGAAUACGCCUUUCAAACUUACGGUGUUACACAUUGUGCAAUAUUGGAUAUCGAUCUUCACCACGGUGAUGGUACUCAAGACAUUUGCUGGGAGCGGGGAGGCUUCUACGGUGAUUAUGGAAAGGACGAUGAAAUUGACGGAGAGCUGCCGCCCAGGAAUGAACAUGGUAAACGAAAGCCGUCUUCACCGAAGGUUGGCUACUUCUCCUUACACGACAUCAAAUCAUACCCUACAGAGCUUGGCUUUGCAUCUAAAGAAAACUUAAAAAACGCUUCAGUCUGUAUGAUGGACCAUGACAUUAACAUUUGGAACGUUCACCUUCAAGAAUGGGCAUCAGAAGAAGAGUUUUAUAAACACUAUCAAACAAAGUAUGUGGCAAUUUUAAAUCGAGCUAAUCAAUUCCUUAACCAGGCUAAAAGGCAACACGAACAAGAACAUUCGAGCUACAUAGCAGAGCUCACGAAAUACAAAAAAUUUCUCCUGAAGCCUCAUCUUUAUAAACAGCCUGUCACUAAGCCCUCACCACCGCCAGCCUUUAAACCUUUAAUCAUCAUAUCUGCUGGACUUGAUGCUUCGGAAUACGAAAAUCCACAGAUGCAAAGGCAUGGAGUCAAUGUGCCGACGUCAUUUUAUGCCAAGUUUACAAAAGAUGUCGUUAAAUUGGCUCAGCUUCACACAUAUGGAAAAGUCAUCUCGUUUUUGGAAGGGGGGUACUCUGAUGGAGCGUUGAUUUCAGGGAUUUUCUCCCACUUAAUUGGGUUAACAAACAACCAAAAGGAGAACACGGAUGAUCCGGUUUUAUGGAACGGGUCAUGGGGCACUGAACAUGUUGUGAAAGAACUCACGAAAGGUUGCAAGCGACAAUGGGUCCCAUACAAGAAUCCCAAGACCGAGGUUACAAUCUGGGCAAAUGAGGUGAUCAAUGACAGUGCCUAUAUAGAGCUCUUACUUUUUGAAAUAAAGGAGCUACGAGCUGAAUGCGAUUCAACGAAAAAGAAGCUUCACGAACUGAUCGGAAAACGAGCAGGAGAAUCUUACCAGGACUCAACUAUUUCGUAUGAGAACUCUGAUGGUAUUCCUCAAAGAUCAGCACGUCGAAGAAAGCAGGUUGAGCAGGUGCCCCAAAGGAGCUCUGUUGAACAGCCCGAUGCAGAUACUAUUCCCAAGAGUGAACCGCAUCCUGAUGUGGUAACCAACAGUGUUCCAAUCUCGGAGAAUAUUAAGUCAGGUCUCUCUCUAGUGGUCAAACGCAGCACGUCACCAAAUUCAUUAGGACAAAAUGAAACUGAUUUUGAUAGUCUGGGGAAAAAAGAGGACGAUAACCUGAAAGUGGCCGAAGAAGAGAAGAACAAUAUCGAAAACAGCCCACUGUUACGAGCUGUUUCACCUUCAACAGAUUCUGGGGAUCUCAAGAUGAUAGCAUCGUUCAAGCGAAGAAUCGAACAAUGA
Messenger RNA from Candidozyma haemuli, 4227 nucleotides. Its product is annotated as lipoyl synthase, mitochondrial. Gene Ontology annotation, biological process: lipoate biosynthetic process; isoprenoid biosynthetic process. Gene Ontology annotation, molecular function: 4 iron, 4 sulfur cluster binding; lipoate synthase activity; histone deacetylase activity. The coding region runs from base 1 to 4227 and encodes 1408 amino acids. NCBI's taxonomy places the organism in Eukaryota, Fungi, Ascomycota, Pichiomycetes, Serinales, Metschnikowiaceae. The record is from RefSeq and is a predicted model, not a curated record. Gene Ontology annotation, cellular component: nucleus. The transcript is spliced from 4 exons.